AAUUCUCACCCAUUUUUCACCAAUUUCUCUGCUUAAAACCAAACCCCAAAUCUCACAAAAUUCAUCAAAGAUCUUCUUCACCUGCCUAAAAAUCGCAAAAAAGCUUUCAACUUUCGAUAAUCUCAGAUCGAAAAAUCAGAUUUUUCCAGAUCAAUCAGAGAAGAGAUGGAGAAUAACAACAACAAUCAGCAAUCUUUUUGGCAGUUCAGCGACCAGUUGAGAGUUCAGACACCAAAUCUAGCGAAUCUGUCUCUCAACGACUCGAUCUGGAGCACAAACUCUGUCUUCAAAGAGCGUCGAAACUUGGACAUCGCCGCCACUGCCGACAAGAACAACCAGAUCGACUAUUAUCAGAAGAAGACAAUUUCCGACAACAUCAAUUCCAACUGGAACUGGAAGUCUUCUGGUUCAAACAACGACAUGGGUUUAGGUUUCGGACCCGUGGGAUCAAAAUCCACCGUCGAUUUUAACCCAAUCGACAAAUUCAACACACCGUUCAACGACACCUGGAAAUUCAACUCAGUCAACGUUAACGUUAACGGCGAUUUCAACAAAGGGGUUUACACGUCGAUGAACAAGUAUGGAUACAACGUGAAUCUAAAGAACAACAACAACAAGAACAAAGGAAUCGAUGAAGAUCAUCAGAUUCAGAAAGGUGGGAAGAAGAACAGAAAGAAUUAUCAGAACAACAAUAACCAGAGGAACGAAGACGACAAGAAUAAUGGUGUAGACAAGAGGUUUAAGACUCUUCCUCCAGCAGAGGCUUUGCCAAGAAACGAAACCAUUGGUGGUUACAUCUUUGUCUGCAACAACGAUACCAUGGAAGAGAAUCUCAAACGCCAGCUUUUCGGAUUGCCACCAAGAUACAGGGACUCGGUGAGAGCGAUAACUCCAGGACUUCCUCUGUUUCUUUACAACUACUCCACUCACCAACUUCAUGGAAUCUACGAGGCAGCUAGCUUCGGAGGAACCAACAUUGAGUUGAAUGCUUUUGAAGACAAGAAAUGUCCUGGCGAAUCUCGUUUCCCUGCUCAGGUUAGGGCCAUAACGAGGAAAGUGUGUUUGCCACUGGAAGAAGAUUCUUUCCGACCCAUUUUGCACCACUACGACGGUCCUAAGUUCCGGCUCGAACUCAGUGUCCCCGAGGUGCUUUCUCUAUUGGACAUUUUUGCUGACCAAAACCCUUGAAUUGGGAUACCAAUGAAGAACACAAAAAUAGUGGUUUGUUACUUGAAAUCCAGAAAGAGAGAUAUACCCCCAUUAUACAUAUAUGAUUAUAAGGAGGAGUAUUAAUAAUAAUUGUCUGAAGAAAUGGUAUUUUUACUAGUUUAUACAGUUUUUUUUCUAAAGUAUUUUCCCAGAGUAUAUGGGGAAUUAGAAGAUGUGCUAUUUUUGUGUGGGUGGAUGAAGAAUAGAUCUCAUCUCCACUUUGUUUUUUUUUUUUUGUGUAAAUUAAAUAAAAUAACAUAUGUACAACCCCAAAAUAGGGGAAAAAUGAGAUGAUGAACUCUUAUCAAUUUGUGUAUGAUAUUUGUAUAAUUGCUCUCUUCUUCUUCUUA
This is a messenger RNA of Arabidopsis lyrata subsp. lyrata, 1559 nucleotides long. Its product is annotated as B2 protein. NCBI's taxonomy places the organism in Eukaryota, Viridiplantae, Streptophyta, Magnoliopsida, Brassicales, Brassicaceae. The record is from RefSeq and is a predicted model, not a curated record. Gene Ontology annotation, biological process: response to endoplasmic reticulum stress. The coding region runs from base 166 to 1188 and encodes 340 amino acids. The transcript is spliced from 4 exons.